Euleptes europaea (tarantolino) is the source of this 3863-nucleotide messenger RNA. RefSeq names its product ITPR interacting domain containing 1 (gene ITPRID1). Lineage: Eukaryota; Metazoa; Chordata; Lepidosauria; Squamata; Sphaerodactylidae. The transcript is spliced from 15 exons. Gene Ontology annotation, molecular function: signaling receptor binding. Bases 389 to 3820 code for a protein of 1143 amino acids. The record is from RefSeq and is a predicted model, not a curated record.
UUUUAUCAAGUGGCAGUUUCCUCACUCUCUACAUUACGAAAACUUCGACGACUGAGUUGUUCUACUCUCCCUUUUGCUGAGAGGGCAAGUAAACAGUCAUCCAUCGUCUCUGUCAACUCAGAUCACCCGUAUUUGGCAAAAGGCCCAUUUUGGCGUUUCAUGGAAGGUUUUUUAAUUCAAUGGGGCUUAGAAAGACAGUCCAGGAACACAAGUUCCUGUACCUUGCAUUUUCACUGCAGGGCUCUGUGGAAAAAUACAAAUAUCGAGGCACCAGACUAGCAAGGAUCAUCCCAUUGUACACUGGUGGCAGCUGCUGGAACCAACGCAGCUUGGACCUGGACCUCAUCUAAGGACUUUUUUGAUAUUGCUUCCAGAUUUGUACAUUGAGAUGUCCUCUAAGACCCAUUAUCCUGGAACCGACACUAACAAUGAAAAAAGUGAGAGAGGAUUCUGUUUACCAGCUCAGUCCUGUCCACACUUGGCUGAAGGUCUUCUAGCUCCAAAAGCAGCAGUAGAUGCCCCUCUUUCCUCUUCACAUCUUGUAGACCGAAGAGAAGAAAAUAUUUGCAACUGGCUGGACUCUGGUUUCUUCUUAUCUGCAAGCCCUGAUUUACAAGAAAGCAGAGACAAAGCAGCUCUUUCACCUCCCCUGGGCAUGGUACAAAUGACAGUGCAGAACUACAUGCGAUCCCUGCAUAGUUUUUCAGAAAUGCCUGCGCUCUCAAGAUGGAACGGUGCCAGCACUUCCCAUUCUCAUCCCAAUGCACCAAAAAGUGUCACUGAAUGGCUGGAUUUCUCAGCGAAGGAUCCAGUUGAGAUUCUGCUGGAUUUGGGGUUUGGCAUGGAUGAACCUGAUAUCUGCACUAAAAUCCCUUCUCGGUUCAUCAGUUCUGCAUCCAUGGCUAAAGGCAUCAAUAUCCGAGUCUUCAUAGAAGCUCAAAGGCAGCGCAUGGAUGUAGAAUCCCCCAAUCUAUGGGGGCGUUUUCGGCAACUUGAAGUCCUGGAUCACGUCACCAGCGCCUUUUCUUCUUUGCUGAACGAUAUCAACCUCUUGCAGAAUACAGAGGACAGAAAUGGAGAGGGGAAGGGGGUGGCAGGCACCCCGAACGGCAAAGCCAUAGUCUUGCAAGCAAAACGGAGAAGACUAGGCCAGCUCCUGAGAAAAGUGUCUCGACAGACGACGAUGCAUGGCCCUCCAGCUUACCGAAUUACUGACACACCCAGCAAGACAAAUGAAGACUAUUCUUCUGCUGUUGAUGUGGACAAAUGCAUAGCGGCCAGGUCUGCCUUAUGUGACCACCCCACCUUGGACUCUCUAAAAGAGGAGAUGUUUCCCAGUGACGAGGAGGAGAAGACCAGGAAUUUAUCUCAUCCUCCAAGCAAAACUAGGGCAAUGCCUCAUCUGCCUCUUAAACAGACCCAUUUUCUUUUCACCUCCGAGAUGCUUAUCAAAGACAGACCUCGCAAGGAGCCCAAUUUGCUUUUGAACCACAUGCUCAAGAGGGUAUCUGGCCUAAACGGCAAGCCUUCAGAUUCCUUCGAAAUGGAAGAGAUCCAGAGCUUUGAGGAUGAAUCUUCCUGGGGAAAUCCUCUUGAAAGCACUUCAGAUGUGAUUGUAACAAGAACAAACAGUUGCCAGUCUGACAGCAGUGGGUUUCUGGAAGAUCCAUCAGAGCCCUUACCUCUGCAGGUCUUAUCUCUGCCUGGGAACCUGAGACUCAGCUGCAGUGUCCAUGAUAAUCAAGCACAACAGAGAAACAGGAAGGAGUCAGCUCAGGCCAGCCAGGAUCCUCAUCCCCAUGCAGAGACGUCUGUUGCUAUCACCUUCAUGACCAAUGGUGGCAACAUUUUACUACUGCCUGCUCUGAGCAGGGAACAGACUUUCCUAGGAGAGGACGUUUUCUAUUCCAUAAAUGAAGAAGACAACCUAAUGGAGACCUCCAGUGGUCAGUAUGAAGAUGCAGCCAGUGAAACGGAAGAUGAGGCGCAUGAGCAGGAGACGCAAAAUCGAAGAGGACGGCUGGGGGAAGAAGAAGACCGUUGCAUAGAAGGCCGCAUUUCCUGCCAGCGGAUUAACAUUAUGGAUCGGGAUGAUGUUAGUUCUCCAGAAGGGAAUUGGCUUCUGUACUCCAGUCAAAAGCGUGAAAAGCCAGGGUUUACUGCCACUGAGGUAGGGUGUACACCCCCCACGACACUCAGCAAUGACCAAAUACAUGCGGACGGAAAAGAAAGUGAGGGACUUUGGAGUGAAGAGGAAACUGGGAAAGUAUGUCGAGGAAAUGAACAGGAAGGUACUGGAGAAAGUGUAGAAGGAAAGCGGCGGGAUAGCAAGGCGGAGUUCCCUGGUCCAGCCACAGACACCAGUGUCACAAAUGAUUGUCAGGGCUCUAUCAAACUGGCUGUUGGUUUCGGUAAUACAUGCAAACCUUUGGAUGUAGCUCCAGCUUCAGAAACUGAGCAGGGGGACCUGCCUGCACAGCAUGGGAUCAAUGCUCUUUCUACGAGCCCUCUUCAAGCUUCUCGCCUUUCCACUUACUGCCUUGAAAAUGGAGGAACUGGCUCCUCGGAUGGAUUAUCAGCAAGCACCAAACCGGACACAGAUAAGAGUGUCCCUGCCUUCGAAACACACCGUAGUCCUUUCAGAUCUGUAACUGUCCAGAUGCCUUCAAUGCUCCUGUCGAGUAUGCAGAGCAUCCACUUGGAUGACACAGCUGUAAAAGGCCAGUCUUUGGAUUUCACGUGCAAGGCAUCCCAGCCUUCUGAGGACGAGCCUCGAAUUCCCUCAGAGUUGGAUGCUUUAAAGGAAGAAGAUAAGGAAGUGAAGGAAGUGUCCAUUCAAACUGAGAGGAGUCCCGUCAAGCGAAAAGGGUUCCCUCCGUUUCCUUUCCCCCCUCCAUUUCACAGGCACGGCCAUCUCCUGAAGUCGGCCUCUCUAGACACAGGGCUGCAUGGGGAAUACCAAUCUUGCUGCUAUGAACCUUUCCGCGCCUGGUGUGCCCAGCACAGAGGUCACUGCUGCCCUUUGAGCGCUCAUCACUGCUGUCUGCCACAGUCUUUCCCUCUAGCUCCUUUGUGCAAACAUCAUGUAACGUGCUGCUCAUCGCAUGCCACCCUAGAGCUACAGCUUCUGAAAACACUGAGGCUAUUGCAGGACACAGCAAUGAGAAAUGUUCCUUCUUGCACAGUUCAGGAAAUCGAAGCUAUGAAAAAUUCGUGUCAAAAGUUUCGCGAACGGUUGGAUGAGAUUGAACAGCACCUGACAGAGCAAGAGAUCCUCUUUUCCAGUGCCAUAUCAGAUAAAGGACGAGAGGAGAGAAGAAGACUCCAGGCCUUGCGUCAAGCAGUUCGUCGAGAGGUUGCUGAGCUGGAAUGCCAGCUGCAGGACCGUGCUCGCCAGGUCAGGGAGGGGAUUCUGAUGCAGCUGGAUCAGUUGUUGGGCGAGCAGUCUAAUCUGUGCUCAGAACUUGGACUUUCUGGCACUCGGAGUGAGCACACUCUUCCAGAUGCUGCUGCCGCCGCCGCUCCUUUCUUGUGCAGAGAUGGAUGUUGCAAAGAUAUCCGUCACAGGCCUCCGAGAAGGAGUUCCACGGUCCCACCCAGCCCCUCGACCUCCUUAUUAAGAAAAACGGAAGUGCCUCAGGCCUCUCCUUCACCUCCAGGCAAGACUGACUCUGCAGCAGACUCCAAGGAACUGCACAGCAGUAAAAAGGAAACGAAAGGUUCUCCUCAGCCGAAAUUGGACUUCAAGACCUUUUUACAAAAUCUGAAGAAAUCCUUCCGAAAUUCUUUCAGCAACGAUGCAACAGAAGGAAAAGACUGAGGGACAGCACCGUUUUUACCGUGAUACCUUUUUCCAUAACAUU